CGUGAGUGAGGGGGUGCCUCCUUGGAUGGAGGGAGCCCACAUUUGCUGUGUUUCAGUCUCCUUAUGUUCCCUGCUUGUCUGAAAGGCAGAAAAGCUGCAGGGCAUAAGGGGAGGGUGAUGGAGAAUGUUGUCAAUAUUGCAGAGACUCUGGUCAAUACUGGUUGCUGUUGAUGGUUGAGAGUUAUCCACCUAGGCGGGUGACACACAGGAAGAAUGUGUCAGGGGAACAUAAGGCAACGCAGACCCCCUCUUCCUUCAACCUGUUACCAACUGAAUGGCUGCUGUGGAACAAGAAGAAGAAGAAACAGAAGACCACAAGUGAAAGCCAGGACCAGCCGCAGCAGCAAGUCCCAGUGGUCAGCAAUAUCAAGGGGAGCACUUCCCAUGCACCACAACCCAGAGCCCCCAGCAUCCCUAGGACAGCUGUCACAACCCAGGACAGUAGGAAGAAAAUGUCCAGCGUGAGCGUGAGGCAGUACAGUGAGGUGAGAGGAAAGCAGGAUGAGGCUGUGCUGGAGCCAGAAGGGAAGUGGGACAGCGUUGGAGAGGUGAAGCCUCAACUACUGCCAGAGGAAAUUCACUUACUAGACCAGGAUCAGCUACCCCCAGAGGAAAUCCACUUAGCAGACCAGGAUCAGCUACCCCCAGAGGAAAUCCAUUCAGCAGACCAGGAUCAGCUAUCCUCAGAGGAAAUCCACUUUCCAGAGGAAAUCCACUUUCCAGACCAGGAUCAGCUACCCCCAAAGGAAACCCGCUUACCAGGCCAGGAUCAACAGGAGGCACUGGAGGAUGAGGGGACAGACACUGAGAAGAAUCUGAGCUCUGACCUGGCCACAGUGGUGAACUACAUCUCAGAGCCAGAGGACUUGCUGUGUCUUGCUGCUGUGGAUGAUGCCUCUCUGGCUGCCCUUCCGCUGCCAUUGUCAGAGCCUGACAUCUUCAUGGAGAACCAGGCCUUGCUGCUGGAGAGAUGCCCUACUCCACCCAAAUAUUCCCCAGACCCUACCUUAGAGUACAAAGAUGACACCGAGGACAUAGAGUCCAUCCUGGAAUCUAUCACCAGCAAGGUCCUGACCAGCACUGAGAGGCUAGAAAACUCAGGACACAUGGGAGGUAAGGGCAGGUCUUUUUCUUUGGAAGAAACUUAG
Molecule: messenger RNA, 1148 nt
Organism: Pezoporus flaviventris
Lineage: Eukaryota; Metazoa; Chordata; Aves; Psittaciformes; Psittacidae
Product: involucrin-like
Exons: 5
Coding region: 171-1148 (325 amino acids)
Source: RefSeq, a predicted model, not a curated record